UCUCAAACAGAUAUUUUCUCCUACUUCAAAAAAAAAAAAAAAACAACCAACAAAAUUUGAAAUCGAUCGAUCAAAGUUAUCACAGAUCCAAUAAAACAUGGUUGAGAGUGUCGGAAUAGAUCAAACAGAUACCGGCGGAGUUGACGGAAUCUCCACAGAUCUCUCUGAAGCCGAUUCUUCUCUGUUAUUCUCUAAAUCAGCACCACCAAAAGUUCCUCGCAGGCUUCAGAAGAGACUCAUGGAGUGUAAGAAUAGUUCUGCCACAACUGUUGAAGAAAUUGAAUCAAAGCUCAAAGAAGCCGAUCUCCGUAGACAACAAUUUCAUGCCUGGUUGUCCAACAAGGCUAGGACAACACAGAAAAUUUCUUCACAAUCUUCACCAUGUAAUGAAGAGCCUGGUCGACGCCUUGAAGCGAAGCUUCAUGCUGCUGAACAGAAAAGGUUGAGCAUUCUGUCAAAUGCUCAGAUGCGCUUAGCAAAAUUAGAUGAGAGGAGGCAAGCAGCUAAAAGUGGAGUGGAAACGCGUUCUGAGAGGCAACGUGAGGAACUUAGUGAAAAAGUUGAACUGAGAGUGCAACGGGCAGAAACAAACCGAAUGCUCCUCCUGAGGGCUUACAGGCAGCAAAAGAGUGCCACAAAGGAGAGGAAGGCUCACUCGUUGUUGCAGAGGAUGGUUCGUGAGAGGAGGUACAAGGAUUUUGUACAUACUGCCGUCAAUGAAAAACGUGCAGCCGCCGAGAAGAAGAGGUUGGGAUUGUUGGAUUCUGAGAAGAGAAGAGCAUGCAGUAGGGUAAUGAAAGUGCGGCGGGUGGCUAGGUCUGUUCGACACCAGCGAGAGAUUGAGAGAAGUACAAUGAAGGACCGCUUGGAAGAUCGGCUUCAGCGGGCUAAGAAGCGAAGAGCAGAGUAUUUAAGGCAAAGAGGAAGUCUUCAAAGUUUUGUUCAUGUUAAUGCGCAUAAGAUGCACAGGCAGGGCGAUUUUCUUUCAAGAAAAUUAGCAUGGUGCUGGAGGCGGUUCCUGAGGUUGAGGAAAACUACCUUUGCUUUAGCUAAAGAUUAUGAGGCGUUGGGAAUAAGUGAGAAACAUGUUAGACUGAUGCCAUUUGAGCAGCUUGCUCUUCAGAUUGAAUCUUCAGCGACAGUUCAGACUGUUAAAGUGUUAUUUGAUCGUCUUGAUAGCCGCUUUACACUGUCGCAAGCUUCUACUGUUACCAAUCGUACUUCUAGUUCAGGCAACAUUGAUCACCUACUCCAACAAGUUGCUCCUCCAAAGCAAAGAGGUCCACUUUCUAAUGCAAUCUAUAGCAGACCGGCAAGGAAAGGACCCAAAGGAGAUCCAUGUCCACCUAAGUUAUCAAGGUAUCCUGUCAGAGUAGUGCUCUCUGCUUUUAUGAUAUUGGGGCAUCCAGGUGCAGUUUUCAGUGAGCGUGGAGAGCUUGAAAUCGGUCUUGCCGAGUCCGCUGGAAAAUUCAUUAAGGAGUUUGAGGUGUUAAUGAGAAUUAUAUUAGACCCUCCCACUCAGUGUACCUACCAGGAGUCAGGGUCCACAUUGUCAAGUAAAUGGACCUUCAGAGAGCAGUUGGAAGCUUUUGAUGCCGCAUGGUGCUCCUAUCUUUCUCAUUUUGUAGCCUGGAAAGCUAAAGAUGCUAGUUCUUUAGAGGAGGAUCUCGUUAAAGCCGCUUGCCAACUAGAGCUAUCAAUGACGGAGAAGUGCAAAAUAAGUAUGGAAGGGGAUAAUGGUGUUCUUACUCCUGAUAUGACAGCUGUCAAAAAACAGGUCGCAGAAGAUCAGAGACUUCUAAGGGAAAAAGUGAACAGUCUUAGUGGUUUUGCUGGAAUUCAACGUAUGGAACGUGCUCUAUCUGAUGCGAGAUCCAGAUUUCCUAAAGCCAGUAAGGGUGCAAUUAUUUCCCAAGUUGCUCGUAGCUCAUCUGCAACUCCAUCCAGAUCUUCUGCUGCCCCUUCUUCAGUUUCUACUUCAAAUGAAGGAAGAAUACCAGUUGAUGUUGGUGAGAGACCGAGUAGUGUAGUUUGCUCCUUGUUUAAGACAGAUGCUUCUUUCGCUAUAAAGGAAGUUGGCUCCUCCACUUCGUCCAAGAGUAGUGAUGCUAGUCAUUCAGGUUCUCCGAGUGACAGGUUGGUUACAGAUAAUGAGAUUCUUGUAAAUGAGAUUGUCCAUGGGCAUCAGGGUUCUAUUGCUGACAACUUAAAUUCCAGUAACCGUGACCAUGAGAGUAUCAAGGCAAACAUAAAAGAUAUAAUGGAGAAGGCAUUUUGGGAUGGUAUCACAGAAUCUAUGAGGCAAGAAGAGCCCAACUAUGGCCGUGUAGUUGAUCUCAUGAACGAGGUAAGGGAUGAACUGUGUGAGAUUGCUCCUCAGAAAUGGAGGCAAGAUAUUCUUGACGCUAUUGAUCUUGAGAUUCUCGCUGAGGUGUUGGCCUCAGAAACGCAUGACAUGGUUUAUCUUGGGAAAAUUCUGGAGUUUGCAUUAGUCACCCUGCAAAAGCUUUCAGCUCCUGCUAACGAGGAUGAUAUGAUGGUUACUCACAAAAAGUUGAUGAAUGAGCUAGGAGAGAUUUUUCAAGCUGGAGAUAACUCAAAUGUUUCUUUUGUUAAUGCAACAGUCAAGGGUUUGCGCUUUGUUUUGGAGCAGAUUCAGGCGUUAAAGAGAGAAAUUAGCAAAGCACGUAUAAGAAUCAUGGAACCACUCAUAAAAGGACCUGCUGGUUUGGAAUACCUAAGAAAGGCUUUUACCAGUCGUCAUGGACUUCCAGAUGAUGCCUCAAAUGCUCUACCGCUUACGCUGCGGUGGUUUUCAUCUCUUCAAGUUAGUGCCCAUCAGGAGUGGAAAGAACAUAAUGAUUCCUUAUCCAGUUUAACUGCGAGAGGCGAUAGCUCUUCUCAGAACCUUUUUCCCAUGGUCACCCUUCGGACUGGUGGUAGUGUUUCUCUCUCAUCACAAAGCCAGCAGAUAACUUCAUCUCCCAAUAUACUAAAAGCUGCAGGUAUUCAACAACCAGAAUGCAAAGGAGAAACUAUUGAUCUCUUGGUUAGGCUUGGUGUGUUGAAGUUAGUUAGCGAGAUUGAAGGGUUAACAGAACAGAUUCUACCUGAAACCCUUAAACUCAACCUCUCAAGACUAAGGAUGGUUCAGACCCAACUUCAAAAGAUUAUUGUUAUUUCUACUAGUAUGUUGGUUUAUCGGCAAAUCCUACUCAGCGAGAACUUAACCGCAAGCCCCACAGAUAUGGAAACUAAAAUAACCACUUCUGUUAAGAAACUCUCUGAGCUCUUGGACCAUGUCGAGGACGUCGGUGUUACAGAGAUCGUUGAAACAAUCAAUGAGCUUUCGGAAGACGGUGAUUUGGAACUUCAAGAGAAGAAGAAAGUGAUGGCGAACAUGCUAACUAAGAGCUUGCAAGAAGGGAACGCCAUAUACACGAAAGUAUCUGGUGCUGUUUAUUUGGCAGCCAGGGCGAUUAUGCUUAGAGGAAGUGGAUCUCAAGGAAAAGAACUUGCAGAGAUGGCACUUCGACGGAUAGGAGGUGCUGGUCUCAUUGAUAGGGUAAUUGAUGUUGCAGAAAUCUUGACUGUGGUUGCACAAGUCACACGUAAUGUUCAUUGGUCGUGGUAUACCGAACUUCAAAAACUGGUCAUGAUUCCUUCAAUGUGAGGUAGAUCCCAUUAUUUCACAUUUGACAAGUUAAAAAAAAUCAAAUAGAUGUAAUCUUCAUUUUUUCCCACACCCAAACUGUGAUGUGUGAAACCUAAUAUAGUUGCAGAAUGCGUGCAAUGUUCCAUUACAAAAAACAAUGUGUGGAAAUGUAUUUUGAUUAUAAUAGCAAAAGAAGUAAAUAUACCCUUGUGUCUAAA
Messenger RNA from Papaver somniferum (opium poppy), 3873 nucleotides. RefSeq lists its product as uncharacterized. NCBI's taxonomy places the organism in Eukaryota, Viridiplantae, Streptophyta, Magnoliopsida, Ranunculales, Papaveraceae. The transcript has 11 exons. The record is from RefSeq and is a predicted model, not a curated record. Gene Ontology annotation, biological process: signal transduction. Bases 98 to 3673 code for a protein of 1191 amino acids.